Helianthus annuus (common sunflower) is the source of this 492-nucleotide messenger RNA. RefSeq lists its product as uncharacterized. The transcript has a single exon. The coding region runs from base 1 to 492 and encodes 163 amino acids. Lineage: Eukaryota; Viridiplantae; Streptophyta; Magnoliopsida; Asterales; Asteraceae. The record is from RefSeq and is a predicted model, not a curated record.
AUGCCUAACGGUGCCUCGUUGAUUUCUCAUCUUUUGUAUGCGGAUUAUGCCAUUAUCAUUGGAGAAUGGUCGGAUGCUAAUAUUUUAAACGUGGUCAGAAUUCUUCGAGUGUUUUAUAUGUGUUCAGGUUUGAAGAUAAAUCUAUCCAAGUCAAAUCUUUAUGGUAUUGGAAUGGAUAUGGAUGAAGUGAAUAAUACGACUAUGGUGGUUGGGUGUAACGCAGAGAGCACUCCUUUUAAGUAUCUUGGUUUGAUGGUUGGGGCUAAUAUGAAUCGAGUAAACAAUUGGAAGUCGGUGUAUGAUAUCUGUGAAGCUAGACUUUCCAGAUGGAAACCUAGUUUGCUCUUUAUUGGAGGUCGUAUCAUGGUUAUUAAGUCGAUUCUUGAAAGUUUUCCUAAUUACUAUUUUUGUUUGUACAAAGCCCCGGUUAAAGUGAUUAGAGACCUGGAAUCAAUGAUAAAACGAUUUUUAUGGGGAGGUUCAGGUGAUUAA